This is a messenger RNA of Phytophthora sojae, 1944 nucleotides long. RefSeq lists its product as hypothetical. Bases 1 to 1944 code for a protein of 647 amino acids. Gene Ontology annotation, molecular function: ATP binding; cyclin-dependent protein serine/threonine kinase activity. The record is from RefSeq and is a predicted model, not a curated record. Gene Ontology annotation, biological process: protein phosphorylation. Gene Ontology annotation, cellular component: nucleus. The transcript is spliced from 2 exons. Lineage: Eukaryota; Oomycota; Peronosporomycetes; Peronosporales; Peronosporaceae.
AUGGAGAACUAUGAAAGUCUCGGUACGAUCGGCGAAGGAACGUACGGCGUGGUGCUCAAGUGCCGGCAUAAAGUCACGGGCCAGAUCGUGGCCAUCAAAAAGUUCAAAGAGUCGGACGACGACGAGCAGGUCAAGAAGACGGCCCUGCGCGAGAUCAAGAUCCUCAAGCAGCUCAAGCACGAGAACAUCGUGAGUCUGCUCGAGGUCUUCCGCAUGAAGGGCAAGCUCUACCUGGUGUUUGAGUUCGUGGAGAAGACGAUCCUGGAGGAGAUUGAGCGUCAUCCGGACGGGCUGGACCCGCUGACCCUCAAGAAGCUCAUGUGGCAGCUCGUGCGCGCCAUCAACUUCUGCCAUCAGCACAACAUCAUCCACCGCGACAUCAAGCCCGAGAACUUACUCGUGUCCCGCAACGGGGUGCUCAAGCUCUGCGACUUUGGCUUCGCGCGGCCUUUAGCUUCAGCCGGAGCCAAGUACACGGAGUACGUGUCAACGAGGUGGUACCGAGCCCCCGAGCUGCUGGUAGGAGACGUGUCGUACGGUAAGGGCGUGGACGUCUGGUCCAUCGGCUGCAUGUUCGCUGAAAUCGCCACGGGAUUGCCGCUAUUUCCUGGGGAUUCAGACAUCGACCAGCUCUACCACAUCAUUCGCUGUCUCGGACACAUCACGUCCAGGCAACAAGAGCUCUUCCGCAAAAAUGCACUAUACGUGGGGGUCAAACUGCCCCAAGCUAGCGAUCUCGAGCCUCUGGAGGCGCGAUUCCCCACGAUGGAUAAAACCUCGCUGGACUUCAUCCGCCAGACGAUAAUUGACGAGCCGCUGGACCGCUGGACGUGCGCGGAGCUGCUCAAACACCCCUUUUUCGAGAAUUCGCACGAUGCCUUCGAGGCCGAACUGCAGGAGGCGAUUGCACGGGACUUAAAUGACACCGCCGCCGUAAGGAAAAAGCGAUCUCGGAAGCCUUCGCGCGGGAAUCCGGUCGCUAGUCCAGUUCCCGUGAUGCCUGCUACGCUACCCUCGUCCAGUUACAAUGAUCCGUUGGCGAAUGGUAUACCUGUACCAAGCACAGUCAUGGAUAAAACCCUCGGGAAACCCCUCUUCGCUCCGGUGGUUGCCAUGCCGACCAGGAAGGAGAAAGGAGGCGUGGCAUCCCCGGACAGCACCAGUAGCAACGCGCACAUUAUACCACGGAAGACGCCCCCGGGGAUCGGUCUGGGUACUGGAGGCCCUGGGGGUGCGUACCAUUUACCGACACUACAAGGAGCGAUGAACAAUUCCUCCAGCACCAGCUCCACCACAAGCAGCACAGCGACAACCACGAGUGUGUCUAGCAACAGCUCCGGGGGUAACGAUGGCAGCACCAGCCCGCUGUUCUCCCAGAACAAGAAGCUGGUGGUGCCAUCAGGAGCGGUGCCCCCCAUUUCAGAGCACCACGCAGCAACCAACUACGGCCAGCCCAUUUCCACCGAGCACAUGACGUAUAUCGGCCUGCACGACAACAUCCGCGUCUCCAUGACGUCGCACGGCAGUCGACUGGGUGGUGGAGCGCCUGUAGUUCAUCCGUACUCGACCCCGUCGUCGUACAUGAAAAACCCGUACGGCGUCCAGCAGUCUUCGUCCAAGCGAGGAGGCAACAAGAACGGAGGCUUCGUCGUCUCAAGUCUGCCCAGCUCCAUGGACAUCUAUUCUCCAAAGCGAGCUGCCGCUGGAGGAGGGAAGAAUUCACAUAAAUCUUAUGGUGCUGGAGCUGGGUGGAGUGGCUCCAAGAAGGCAGCGACAACAGGAGGGGGUGGUGUAGGCGCAUCAAGUAGUAUGAUGUCAAGGGGGGCACCGUCACAAGGGCUGUACGUGCCUCCGAGGACCUCACAAGGUACAAUACGGGCUGCAACGUUACCACAAGGCAACUUUACACACGUCCGGCGCGAUAACGACUCGCGGAAUUAUUAG